AUGCACGGAGGGCGGAGCUGCGGCCCGAGGACGCGACGCGAGCCCAGUUCCGGUGAGGAGGCCGCGCCAGCGCCAGCGAUGGCGGCGGAGUCAGCUUUCCAAGUUGCGGAGAAGCUGCAGGCGUACCUGGCUGCGAACCCGGAACCGGAGAAGCUAUUGAAAUAUUUGAAGAAACUCUCCACCUUGCCUAUUACGUUAGAAAUUCUUGCGGAGACCGGGCUUGGCAAAACAGUGAAUAGCUUACGAAUAUACGAGCAUGUUGGACGCUUUGCCAGGGUCCUCGUGGCCCAGUGGAAGAAAUUGGUUCCUGUGGAACGAAACACUGAGCCCGAUGAACAGGACUUUGAGAAGAGCAAUUCCCGAAAGCGCCCCAGGGAUGCUGCUCAGAAGGAGGAGGAUACGGACUGCCAAGAAAACUGGAAAGCUUCCGGCAGCCAGCCGUACAGCCCUGACCACAGACAGAAGAAACACAGAAAACUCGCAGAGCUUGAGCGACCUCACAAAGCGUCUCACAGUCAGGAGAGGAGAGACGAGAGAAAGAGGGGCUACAGGGUUUCACCAAUCUACUCUUCAGACCGUGAGUCUUCUGAUUACGGCCAUGUUCAGUCCCCUCCAUCGUGUGCCAGUCCUCAUCAGAUGUCCGUGGGCCACUGCAGAUCCCCGGAGGAGGACCACGAGCCCUUUGUCCCACACCAGAAGCCUGGAAAAGGCCACAGUAAUGCCUUUCAGGACAGACUGGGGGUCGGUCAGGAACGACACUCCGGCGAGCCCCAGGGGAAAGGGGCUGGGAGUCAGAACAAGGAGCACAGAUCUUCCCCUAAAGAAAAACGUCCAGUGGAUGCCAGGGGAGAUGAGAAGUUGUCUUUAAGCAGAGAGAAAUCCCACAAGGCCAUCUCCAAAGAGGAAAACCGGAGGCCCCUCUCAGGGGAUGGCACAAAGGAGAAACCACCCUCUAGUGGUGUCAAGAAAGAGAAGGAAAGAGAGGAAAACAAGCAAAGUCUAGACAGCUUAGACAUAGGAAAGGGAGCAGGAGACCUGCUGUCCAAGGCGAAAGAGAAGGUUUCCAACAACCUAAAGACUCAAGAAGGGAAAGGAAAAACUCCCCAUUCAGAUAGGAAGUCAGUGGGCUCCUUCCCCAAAGUUGAGGAGGCUGAUAUGGACGAUGAAUUCGAGCAGCCCACCAUGUCUUUUGAGUCAUACCUCAGCUAUGACCAGCCCCGCAAGAAAAAGAAAAGGAUUGUGAAAACCUCAGCCACGACCACUGGCGUAAAAGGACUUAAAAAAAACGAUUUGAAAGGCACUAAUAAAAACUUGGACUCGGUUCAGAAAUCACCUAAGGUGAACGAAAACAAGUCAGAGAAGCUUCAGCCGGCCAGAGCUGAUUCAGUCAGGCCAAGAAAGGUCUUUGCCGAUGCGUUGCCAGUGCUGCCAGACCUCCCGUUACCUAUGAUACAGGGCAAUUACCGGCUACUUCCUUCGCUCGACUUGAUACCCUUCCAACCAAAGCGAAAAGCACACUCUUCACCCCAGGAAGAGGAGGAAGCUGGAUUCACUGGACGGAGAAUGAAUUCUAAGAUGCAGGUGUAUUCUGGUUCCAAGCGUGCCUAUCUCCCCAAAAUGAUGACCUUGCGUCAGCAGUGCAUCCGGGUACUUAAAAACAACAUCGACUCAAUCUUUGAAGUGGGAGGCGUUCCAUAUUCCGUUCUUGAACCUGUCUUAGAGAGGUGUACGCCUGAUCAGCUGUAUCGUAUAGAGGAAUACAAUCAUGUAUUAAUUGAAUAUACAGAUCAAUUAUGGAAAAUUCACUGUCACCGAGACUUUAAAGAAGAAAGGCCAGAAGAGUAUGAGUCGUGGCGGGAGAUGUACCUGCGGCUUCAGGAUGCCCGAGAGCAGCGGCUACGCCUUCUGACAAAGAAUAUCAGAUCUGCACAUGCCAAUAAGCCCAAAGACCGACAAACAAAGAUGGCCUUUGUGAACUCGGUGGCCAAGUCACCUCAUGAUAUUAGAAGAAGGCAGGAGAAGUUUGGAACAGGAGGAACAGCUGUGCCCGAGAAAAUCAAGAUUAAGCCAGCCCCAUACACCACAGGAAGCAGCUAUGCUCCCUUCAGCAGUGGCAGCAGCAAUAGCUUUAACACCAGCCCCAAGGAGCCGGCCUAUGACGGCCCGAGCACCAGCAGUGCCCACUUGGCAUCCGUGGUCAGCAGCACUGUUUCCUGUGAUCCUAGGAAACCAACUGUGAAGAAAAUGGCCCCAAUGAUGGCUAAAACGAUUAAAGAUUUCAAGAACAGGUUCUCCCGACGAUAAACCUGAGGACUUGCCUUGGCGAUAGAAUUGGGGGGUGAGGAAUACA
Hipposideros armiger (great roundleaf bat) is the source of this 2350-nucleotide messenger RNA. Its product is annotated as transcription elongation factor B polypeptide 3-like. Gene Ontology annotation, molecular function: protein binding. Gene Ontology annotation, biological process: transcription elongation by RNA polymerase II. The record is from RefSeq and is a predicted model, not a curated record. Gene Ontology annotation, cellular component: nucleus; elongin complex. The transcript has 2 exons. NCBI's taxonomy places the organism in Eukaryota, Metazoa, Chordata, Mammalia, Chiroptera, Hipposideridae. The coding region runs from base 1 to 2304 and encodes 767 amino acids.